This is a messenger RNA of Caenorhabditis remanei, 3984 nucleotides long. RefSeq lists its product as uncharacterized. Bases 1 to 3984 code for a protein of 1327 amino acids. Gene Ontology annotation, cellular component: membrane. Gene Ontology annotation, molecular function: ATP binding; ATP hydrolysis activity; ABC-type transporter activity. The transcript is spliced from 8 exons. Gene Ontology annotation, biological process: transmembrane transport. The record is from RefSeq and is a predicted model, not a curated record. NCBI's taxonomy places the organism in Eukaryota, Metazoa, Nematoda, Chromadorea, Rhabditida, Rhabditidae.
AUGGCCCCAAAAGACGACCCUGAUAAUCGAGGUUUCGACGAUCAGCGUCGACCCUCACAGAGGAGUACGGUGCUAGCGAUACCUGCACUAGCUGUGAACGAUCCAAAAGUCGAUCCGAAAAUUGCAAGUGAUUUACCCUCAAAUUAUAUAGACGAUGAUGAAGAUGGACCACAAUUAUACACUCCAUCGCUUUUCGAAAAAGUACUCAAUUAUGCUCUAUGCAGAGGAGAUAUUGCUAAUCAACAACUUGAAGCUCAACCAGUGUCCAUUCCCGGAUUGUUCCGAUAUGGUAAAAAGUUUGAUUGGUUGCUCUUGUUCAUUGGUACCAUCUGUGCAAUCAUCUCUGGAGUCUCCCAACCGAUUCUGGCUCUUGUCAGUGGUCGAGUCACCAAUGCACUCCUUGUCUAUCCACCAACCAGCAAGCAGUUCCGAAACAAAGCAAAUGAAAAUGUAUACAUUUUCCUUGGAAUUGGUAUCUUCAUCUCUAUCACCAAUUUCAUCCAAUACAUGUGCUUCCAACACUGCUGUACUAGAGUCAUGGCUCAAAUGAGACAUAGAUUCGUGUACUCCGUUCUUAGACAGAAUGCUGGAUGGUUCGAUAAGAAUCACUCAGGAACAAUUACGACCAAGCUGAACGACAGUAUGGAAAGAAUCCGUGAAGGUAUCGGAGAUAAGCUCGGAGUCCUCCUGAGAGGAUUCGCUAUGCUUAUCGCUGCUAUCGUUGUCGCUUACAUCUAUGAGUGGAGACUUGCAUCUAUGAUGUUAGGUGUUGCCCCAACUUGCUGUAUUUGUAUGUCUCUUUUAGCCAGACAAAUGACCUCCACAACAAUUAAAGAGUUGAUUGGUGUUGGAAAGGCUGGUUCCAUCGCAGAAGAAUCAUUGAUGGGUGUCAGGACUGUUCAAGCGUUCAAUGGACAAGAAGAAAUGGUCGGAAGAUACGAGGCAGAACUUGAGAAAGGAAGGAAAUUCGCAGUGUGGAAAGGAUUCUGGAGUGGAUUUUUUGGAGGCCUCUUCUUCCUGUGUCUCUUCUCUUUCUUGGGAUGUGGUAUGCUCUACGGAGCUUACCUCCUCCGAGUUGGUAUCAUCACAACACCAGGAGAUGUGUUCAUUGUUGUAAUGUCUAUGUUGCUCGGUGCCUAUUUCCUUGGUCUCAUCUCUCCACAUAUGAUGGUAUUGUUGAACGCAAGAGUGUCAGCUGCCACCAUCUAUCAAACAAUCGACCGUGUUCCGAAGAUCGAUCCAUACUCCAAGGCAGGAAAACGACUACCAAAUGUUAUUGGUAGAGUCAAGUUUGAGAACGUUCACUUCCGUUAUCCAAGUAGAAAGGAAGCCAAGAUUCUUAACGGACUCAAUUUGACUGUCGAACCAGGAACAUCUGUUGCGUUGGUUGGUCAUUCGGGAUGUGGAAAAUCGACUUCAGUUGGAUUGUUGACUAGACUGUACGAGCCAGAAGCUGGAAAUGUCACUAUCGAUGGAACUGACGUCCGGGAGCUUAACAUCGACUGGUUGAGAAAUAUUGUAGGAAUUGUGCAACAAGAACCAAUUCUCUUCAAUGACACCAUUCAUAACAACUUGUUAAUUGGAAGUCCAGGAGCUACUCGUGAGAAGAUGAUUGAAGUAUGCAAAAUGGCUAAUGCCCACGACUUUAUUGAGAAAAUGCCAAAAGGUUACGAUACACUGAUUGGAGAUGGUGGAGUUCAACUAUCCGGAGGGCAGAAACAACGUGUUGCCAUUGCCAGAACACUCAUCCGUGAUCCAAAAAUCCUUCUUCUCGACGAAGCAACUUCGGCUUUAGAUGCUCAGAGUGAAAGUGUUGUACAGUCUGCACUCAACAACGCCGCCAAGGGAAGAACUACCAUCAUGAUUGCUCACAGACUCUCGACUAUCCGUGAGGCUGACAAGAUUGUUUUCUUUGAGAAAGGAGUUAUUGUGGAAGCUGGUAACCACGAGGAACUAGUGCAUCUUGGUGGAAGAUACUUCGAUUUGGUAAAGGCUCAACAAUUCAAAGCGGAUCCAGAAGCUACUGAAGAUUUUGAGGAAGAAGAAAUUAGCUUAGAUGACACCAGUAGAAGUUCUCGACGAUCUUCCAUGACUAGUGCAAGAUCUGGUUCAGAUGCAUUCCAAAGAGGAAACUCUCUAAACGACUCGUUCUCCGGAAGCAAGCGCUCAGCUCGAGCCGACGCUGAAAACGAUGCUUUCGCCGCGCACGAAGCAGAAAUUAUGGCUCACGACGGUGAAAUCACAGCUGGCUACUUAGACAUCUUCAGAAACGCCAAAGGAAACUACUUGUACAUGUUCUUUGGUACGGUGUUUGCCCUGAUCAGAGGUCUUGAACUGCCUGCGUUGGCGUUGAUCUUUGGUUGGGUAUUUGAAGGAUUCACUUUUGUUCCUUAUGGAGGAAGAAUGAUGCACAGAAUGGCUAUGGCUGUUAUCGCCUUUGCUUCUGUUGGUGUUGGUGUCUGGAUUUCUCAAGUUAUUAGUUCUGUUCUUUUUGCUGUUGUAUCUGAAAACUUGUCAAUGAGAUUCCGUGUCCAAUCAUUCCGCAACCUCUUGUACCAAGAUGCCUCCUACUUCGAUAACCCAGCUCAUGCUCCUGGAAAACUCAUCACCCGUCUUGCAUCAGAUGCUCCAAAUAUCAAAGCAGUUGUUGAUGCUCGAAUGCUUCAAGUUAUCUACGCUCUCGCUGCCAUCAUUGGAAACAUCGUAAUCGCUUUUAUCUAUUGCUGGCAAAUUGGAAUUCUGGGAACAUCUCUCAUCAUUCUUCUUGCUUUUGUGAUGAUCGGGCUUGCUUACAAGAUUUCUCUCAUGAACAUCGAACAAAUCAAAAACGAUGAAGCAGGAAGAAUUGCUAUUGAGAUCAUUGAAAACGUGAAGACUAUCCAGCUACUUACAAGAAGUGAACUAUUCUUCGAUCAUUACCAAACGGCGUCCAAACAACAGAAAAGAUCGGAAUUGAAAAAGGGAAUGAUUGAAGCUGUCAACUACAGUCUCUCCCAAUCUUUCAUGUACUUCAUGAUGUGUUUCACUUACGCCGUCGGUAUCCGUAUCAUCUACCAAGGUGAUAAGUCGCCAGAUGACACUUUCAAGGGAAUCAUCUCAAUGAUGUUGGGAGCUGUUGCUGUGAUGAACUCUGCCCAGUACUUCCCAGAAUUUGUCAAGGCUAAGACCGCAGCUGGUAUGCUUUUCAACAUCAUCUACCGUAAACCAAGAACCGGAGACUUGAUGGAAGGAGACCGUCCAGAAAUUCGAGGCAAUAUUCUAUUUGAAAAUGUCAAGUUCUCUUAUCCACAACGACCAUUGCAACCAAUUAUGAAGGGACUUCAAUGGACUGCUCUCCGCGGACAAACCGUUGCUCUUGUGGGACCAUCUGGAUCCGGAAAGAGUACAAACAUUGGAAUGCUCGAACGAUUCUACGAUGUUACUGAUGGAGUACUCCGAAUCGAUGGACAAGAUAUUCGAAAUCUUUCGUUGUACCAUCUCAGAACCCAAAUGGCACUUGUCGGUCAAGAACCUCGUCUUUUCGCAGGAACAAUUCGAGAAAACGUGUGUCUUGGCCUGAAAGAUGUGCCACUCGAAAAAAUCAACCAGGCCUUAGAACUUGCCAAUGCUAAUAGAUUCCUUGCCAACUUGCCAGCUGGAAUUGAUACUGAUGUUGGAGAAAAAGGAGGGCAGCUAUCUGGAGGUCAAAAGCAGAGAAUUGCAAUUGCCAGAGCAUUGGUCAGAGACCCCAAGAUUCUGCUACUUGACGAAGCCACUUCUGCGUUGGAUUCUGAAUCUGAAAGAGCAGUACAAGAAGCAUUGGAUCGUGCCCGAGAAGGUCGUACCUGCAUCACAAUUGCCCAUCGCUUAUCCUCCAUCCAGAACUCUGACCUCAUCGUUUAUAUCGAUAAGGGUAAAGUGCAAGAAGCUGGUAACCACUCGCAAUUGAUGCAGAAGAAGGGCAGAUACUACAAGCUUAUCAAAAAACAAGAUCUUGCUGUCUAA